CGACCCACAAGACUUGGAUCUCGGAGAAGAAGAAGAAGACCAAGAGCUCGAAAACGAACCAGAGGUUCAAAACGACGACGUACGCGAGAAUCGUCGGAGACCCAAGGCCCGCCCUCCGCUUCCGCCGCCGUCCGGAAAAGAUCGGAAAUCGAAGAAUGUCGAUGCUCUCCUCAGCCGCUUCUUCCACGAGUUCUGUCGGUGACGGAAGGAGCAACAGUUUGUAGGAAACCGUUUAAACCACCAUGCUCCAAAGGCUAUGAUGAUGGAAAUGACCAGCUCGCUCGGCGUCUCUCAGCACGCAGACGGUUUGUUCCCUGGGGCGGUUCAUCAAGUGCACCGUUUUUUCCGGUUAUUGAGAGGUUUCCUAGUUUGCCAAAUGAUGCUGAGAAAGAUGUAGUGGAAGAGAUUGUGACACUGCCACCUGGAAUUGAUCCCUUGGUCUUGUGGCAACCUGAAGAAUUUGAGGAUGGGGAUGCUAAUAUGGUGCAGAUAGUAGUGGACCCUCUGCUUGUUCGUUUCCUUCGACCACAUCAAAGAGAAGGGGUUCAAUUCAUGUUUGAUUGUGUUGCGGGCUUAAAUAGUGCUGCAAAUAUACAUGGAUGUAUUCUUGCAGAUGAUAUGGGGUUGGGAAAGACAUUGCAGUCAAUCACAUUACUUUAUACCCUUCUUUACCAAGGGUUUGAUGGGAAAUCAAUGGUUAAAAAGGCCAUUAUAGUCACUCCCACCAGUCUUGUGAGCAAUUGGGAGGCUCCGAUAAAGAAGUGGGUCGGAGACAGAGUUUGCCUCAUUGCUCUGUGUGAAAGUACCAGAGAUGAUGUUGUUUCUGGAAUUGAUCAGUUCACAAGUGCUCGCAGCCGUUUGCAGUUUAUACUGCGGAGGACUAAUGCACUACUUUCAAAUCACCUGCCACUAAAGAUAAUUGAAGUUGUCUGUUGCAAGUUGACUCCUCUCCAAUUAGACCUUUAUAACCAUUUUAUACAUUCUAAAAAUGUUAAACGAGCAAUCUCAGAAGACACAAAGCAAACAAAAAUAUUAGCUUAUAUAACUGCUCUAAAGAAGCUGUGCAAUCAUCCAAAGCUCAUCUAUGAUACUAUAAAAAGUGGAAAUCCAGGAAGUUCAAGUUUUGAGGACUGCAUUCGCUUUUUCCCUCCACAGAUGUUCUCUGGAAGAUCUGGAUCAUGGAUUGGUGGAGAUGGGGCUUGGGUUGAACUGUCAGGAAAGAUGCAUGUUUUAGCUCGGUUACUUGCCCAAUUACGGAAGAAGACUGAUGACCGUAUUGUCCUUGUCUCAAACUAUACGCAUGUAAUGUUGUGCAAUGAUUCUAGAACAUAAUGUGAGUGUGUGUAUAUACCAUAUGUCUUCUCAGCCUCUUGUUCUUUCUGGUCUGGAGGCAGUAUAUGUUUUUCAAAUAAUAGAUCAUCACCAUCAGUUAGGAGACU
Rosa rugosa (rugosa rose) is the source of this 1439-nucleotide messenger RNA. RefSeq names its product protein CHROMATIN REMODELING 25-like. The annotation marks the transcript as partial. The transcript has 9 exons. Gene Ontology annotation, molecular function: DNA translocase activity; ATP binding; ATP-dependent chromatin remodeler activity. NCBI's taxonomy places the organism in Eukaryota, Viridiplantae, Streptophyta, Magnoliopsida, Rosales, Rosaceae. Gene Ontology annotation, biological process: reciprocal meiotic recombination; double-strand break repair via synthesis-dependent strand annealing. Gene Ontology annotation, cellular component: nucleus. The record is from RefSeq and is a predicted model, not a curated record.